Exaiptasia diaphana is the source of this 1365-nucleotide messenger RNA. RefSeq names its product lysosome membrane protein 2. The transcript has a single exon. Gene Ontology annotation, molecular function: scavenger receptor activity. Lineage: Eukaryota; Metazoa; Cnidaria; Anthozoa; Actiniaria; Aiptasiidae. Gene Ontology annotation, cellular component: membrane; cytoplasm. The annotation marks the transcript as partial. The record is from RefSeq and is a predicted model, not a curated record.
GCUGUCUCUCGACAUCUCCAUUUCGUCCUCAUGGCUAGAUGAAAGUCACGUUUUAAAAUCACAACAUUUCUUAUUUUCUUUACUGUUCUUCGAUUCGAUAUCGUGUUCAGAAAAUAUUUUUAAAUCAUUAAAGGGUCAAAAAACGUGACCUCCAACUCUUACUGUUACAUAACCACCAUGAAAGCCAUCAUCUUCAUAUUCGUUUGUGGUUUAACAGCAACGAUUAUUGCAGUUCUUUUGCAAGUCCUGGUUCCAAAAAUAGUGGACUCUCAAUUGAAAAAGAACCUUGUUAUCAAAGAUGAUAACUCCUUGAGGUUCAAGCAGUGGAAAAGUCCAACAUUGCCAGUGAGAAUCAAAUUCUUUGUCUUCAAUAUCACCAAUGGUCCUGACAUAAAGAAAGGCAAACGUCCCUCGUUGCAGCAGAGAGGUCCUUAUGUCUACAGAGAAUACAUGGAUAAAAAGAAUAUUUCAUUCAACGGUUCAGAACCAAUGGUUUCUUACGAUCAGGAAAAGUGGUUUAUAUUUAAAAAGGACGAGUCAUGCGUGACAUGUGACCCUCACAACGACAUAAUUACCACGAUCAAUGCACCAUAUGUCAUCAUGKCUGAGGUUGCAAACACCUACUCUGGCCUUGCCAAAUUUGUGAUCAAUUUAAUGCUAGCUGAGGAAAAGGAAAAAUUGCUGAUGACCAAAACAGUUCAUGAAAUAAUAUGGGGUUACAACGACCCUCUUUUUGAAGCUUUCGCGAAAUGGCGGAAAAAGUAUAACCUCUUUUUCAUACCAGAAAUAGAUCCCUUCAUGAAUUAUCAGCCAAACAAUACGUACGAUGGUUUUGUUUCUGUAAAUACUGGUGCAAAUGAUAUUUCUAAGGUUGGUGUUUGGGAAAUGUGGAGAGGAAAAAACAGCCUUAAUAUAUGGAAAACAAAGUAUGCGAAUAUGUUUAAUGGAAGUGAUGGGACACAAUUUCCACCAGGCGUUGCUCGCGACCAAACAUUAUACUUUUUCUCACCAAACCUAUGUCGUUCUGUCUAUAUCAAUUACAACCGCAAGCACCAGUUAAAAGGAAUUGAUGUAUUACGAUUCACAACACCAAAGGAAUUAUUUCAAAAUAGUACCSAGAACCCAGAUAAUGCUGCCUUUUGCCAUCAGCACUGCUAUCCCAAUGGCAUUCUCAGUGGGACCAAGCCAGACUGUCAGCCGAGUAAGACAGAGUCCCCAAUUGUUGUCUCAACACCUCAUUUCCURUAUGGUGGUCCAACUAUAAGAGAUAGUGUGGAAGGUCUUAAACCUGAUAAAGAAAAACAUGGUCUUUUCAUUUCAAUUGAGCCACUAACUGGCAUUCCCUUACAGGCCUUGAUUCGACUU